AUGAUAGGAAAAAAAACAAAAGGAAAACAAAAGAUAACCAUUAGAAAAGUAGAGAAACUCGAAGACAGAAUGGUCACUUUCUCCAAACGAAGAACCGGAAUCUAUACUAAGCUCACUGAGCUCUCCAUCCUCUGCGGCAGCGACGUCGCCUUUCUCGUCUACUCCGGCGCCGGUAAACCGUACACCUUCGGCAGCCCAUCGUUCGAAGCCGUGGCCGAGCGGUUCCUCAACGGAAAUCAGCCAGUGAACAACGGCGAGGGCUUAACGUCUCCGUCGUCGAUUGUGGAAGCUCACAAGAAAGUAAAGUUGGACGAGCUCUGCAAGACGUUCAACAAACUGAUGGAGGAAACAGCCGAGGAGGAAGAGAAAGCGAAGACGUCUGCGGCGGCUAUUGAACCGUCGUUGCCGGUGGAGAUUGACGAGUGGUGGACAGUUGAACCGAAGAACAACGAAGAGGCGAUGCAGUUGUUGAGGCGCUAUGAGGAGUUUUACGGGAAGCUCUGUGAGGCUGCUGCUGUAAGAAUCAGUGGAGGCGAUGCUGCACCGUCAACGUCGACGUUUCCUCAAGUGACGUUGCCUCAAGUGAAACUCACUGGGAAUUAUUAUAGCCGACUUGGCUGA
This is a messenger RNA of Thlaspi arvense, 621 nucleotides long. NCBI's taxonomy places the organism in Eukaryota, Viridiplantae, Streptophyta, Magnoliopsida, Brassicales, Brassicaceae. The record is from the annotation of a GenBank genome assembly.